Molecule: messenger RNA, 2247 nt
Organism: Penicillium diatomitis
Lineage: Eukaryota; Fungi; Ascomycota; Eurotiomycetes; Eurotiales; Aspergillaceae
Gene: rok1
Product: RNA-dependent ATPase ROK1
Exons: 1
Coding region: 1-2247 (748 amino acids)
Biological process (GO): maturation of SSU-rRNA
Cellular component (GO): 90S preribosome
Molecular function (GO): ATP binding; RNA helicase activity; nucleic acid binding
Source: RefSeq, a predicted model, not a curated record
AUGGAUGCUUUCAAGCUGCUGACGAGGUCAACGAACUUAAAGUCAGCCGCGCAGACAACAGCAAAGUCCACUGCCCGUCUGCCUUCAACGGGCAAGGCGGCGAAUCCGCAGCUCUUCCGAACCGCCGCGGGCGAGAAGCUCGAAUCGGCGCAAAAUCAAAAGAAGAGGAAGAGAGCUGCGGCUGCUGUUGAAGAGGCUGAUGAGCACGACACCCCAGACUUGGACUUUUUCCAAUCAUCGAAGCGGUCGUCUGCGGCCAAGACGGAGGUGUCAGAGUGUGCGCAAAGCGUACAGGAGCAGACGACAGAACAGGAUGAUGGAUCUGACGAGGAAGAUGAGAUGGACGAAGUUGAACGUCGUACCAUUCUCAAUUCCCACAAGAUCAAAGUCACCGAUCUGCGGGAUAUAGAUGACAUUCCUUCUCAAAUUGCCCCGGAGACAGAAUCUAAAAAACAGAAAAAGACGAAGAAGAAGCAAAAGAAGGACGAACCAUCCGUUCUGAGCAAGAAGGAGCUGAAACGAGCGCGUCGAUUGUAUCCGCAGCCGUUGACUUCCUUCAAGGAGCUGCGCGCAAGAUAUAAGAUCUCAAGCCGACUCGCAGAGAACGUGGCAGAUCAGGGCUUUACAGUCCCAACGGAAGUGCAGCUGGGCACAUUGCCACUUCUCCUCGGUGGCCUUUCUGGCUCAUCAAAGUCAGCUGAAGAGCCAGAUCUACUGGUUGUGGCUCCCACUGGAAGCGGUAAAACGCUUUCCUUCCUGAUCCCUGUGAUCAACAAGAUUGUUCGACAUCAUCACUCCCCGCAGUCCGAUGAGCAUGGCAUCUUGUCUAUCGUGGUGGCUCCAACCAAGGAACUAGCCAGUCAGAUCGUCAAUGAGGGUCGAAAGCUAGUAGCUGGUACCGGCGUCAAAAUCACAUUGAUGAAGAAGGGCAUGCGUAUCGUGGAACGCAGCGAUGAUGACGAGAAGGAAGCAGACGUACUUGAUGAGAAUAGCGAUGCCUCGGACUCGGAAGACGAAGGAGAAAGAGAAGGAGAAGAAGACGACGAGAAAAUGAAGACACCGCUCAAAAAAAUCCCCAUAACGAAGAGUGACAUCCUUGUUACCACCCCACUGCAACUGGUCAACGCCCUUUCAGAACACCAAACAAAACCCUUGGCUCAACUACCACUCGUGCGCAGCUUGAUUUUGGACGAAGCUGAUGUGCUUCUUGACCCGCUCUUCCGCGAGCAGACGCUCAGUAUAUGGCGUUCCUGCACUCACCCGGACCUGCGUGUGAGCCUCUGGUCAGCAACCAUGGGCUCCAAUAUCGACGAUCUUAUCCGGUCGACUAUCAAAGAGCGACGGGUUGGAAUGGGCCUGCCAAGCGCCAUCCAGGACCCUCUCAUCCGCCUGGUUGUCGGACUCAAGGACUCUGCUAUCCCAAAUAUUGAGCAUAAGCUUGUGUACGCCGCUACCGAGCAAGGCAAGCUGCUCGGUCUCCGUCAGCUCCUUCACCCGGCCGCUGCCUCGGCUUCCGAUGUCCGUCUUCGCCCGCCAUUCCUCAUCUUCACCCAGACCAUUCCCCGUGCUAUUGCGCUACACUCAGAGUUGAAGUACGACAUUCCCGCGGAAGCUGGCGGCUCGUCCCGGAUUGCCGUGCUUCACUCUGACCUGUCCGAUACGCAACGCUCCGAGAUCAUGCGAGACUUCCGCAAGGGCGAGAUCUGGAUCCUCGUGACCACAGAUCUACUGGCUCGUGGUGUGGAUUUCCGCGGCAUUAACGGUGUGGUCAACUACGAUAUUCCCAACUCGGCUGCUGUUUAUGUCCACCGCGUCGGCCGAACUGGUCGCGCCGGACGUACGGGAGGUAUUGCAGUCACCUACUACACCAAGGAAGAUAUCCCUUACGUCAAGAGUAUUGCCAAUAUCAUCGACGUCAGCGAGAAGUUGCGCGGAGACGGCAGCGAAAAAUCCAUUCAGAAGUGGUUGCUUGAUUCACUACCGGAUUUGAGCAAGAAAGACAAGAAAGAACUCAAGAAGCAUGGUGUCAAAGCCCGACAGGUGUCCAAACAGGUGGACAAGAAUGGCAAAGACGGAGAUGGCAAGGGCGCUCGCGGGAUGCGCAUCAGUACGAAGAGUGGAUUCGAAAGACGCAUGGAGAAUCGUAGAAAGGGAGCCAUUGAGGCGAGCCGCAAACGCAAGGCAAACUCGAGUGCGCAUGCCGGCGGCGAUAGCGACAAGGAGAGCUGGAAGGGGUUGGAUGAUUGA